GAUUCCUCAGCCAUUUCUCUUCCCCUCCAUGCCGAUCUGGGAGCGGGUAGCGCUUUCGUGGUGCAACAAAAAUAUUUUUGUCGUGCUGUUUUCAUGAAGUGGUAGUUCAACAAGAUCCUUCAACAUGGCUCGAUACGGGCAACGUCCUGAAAAUGCCCUGAAAAGGGCAAAUGAGUUCAUCGAGGUGGGAAAGCCUGCUCGUGCUCUUGACACCUUGUAUGAAGUUUUUAAGAACAAAAAAUGGGCUUGCAACUGGAGCGAAACUGUGCUGGAGCCUAUCAUGUUCAAGUACUUGGACCUCUGUGUCGAGCUCAAAAAGAGCCAUAUUGCAAAGGAGGGUCUCUUCCAAUACAGGAAUAUGUUUCAAUCUGUGAAUGUGGGGUCACUUGAAAAUGUCAUACGAGGGUAUCUACGUACAGCUGAAGAAAGAACGGAGUCAGCCAGAGAACAAUCUCAACAGGCAGUUAUAGACGUAGAAGACCUUGAAAUGAUUGCCACUCCGGAAAGUAUUCUAUUGAGUGCUGUGAGUGGUGAAGAUGCCCAAGAUCGUUCUGACCGCACCAUUUUAACACCUUGGGUCAAAUUUCUCUGGGAAUCAUACUGCCAGUGUUUGGAGCUCUUGCGUACAAAUGCUCAUGUUGAAACUUUGUACCAUGAUAUUGCCCGCAUGGCAUUUAAUUUUUGUCUGAAGUACAACAGGAAGACAGAAUUCAGGAAGCUUUGUGACAAGCUGCGCAAGCACUUGGAAGACAUUUCCAAGCUUCCAGCACAAGUAUCCAAUGUAUCUAUUAGCAAGCCUGAGACUCAGCAGCUCAACCUUGAAACAAGGCUUGUCCAGCUUGAUUCGGCUAUUCACAUGGAACUCUGGCAGGAAGCUUACAAGGCCACUGAAGACAUCCAUGGACUUAUGAACAUGUCCAAAAAGUCACCUGUUCCUAAAACUAUGGCUAAUUAUUAUCAGAAAUUGGCUCUUGUUUUCUGGAAAGCCAACAAUUGCCUCUUCCAUGCUGCUGCACUCUUCAAGCUUUUCCAAUUAUCUAAGGAAAUGAAGAAGAAUAUUACCCCUGAGGAACUGCAAAGAAUGGCUUGUCGAGUGCUUCUUGCAACUCUGUCUAUUCCCUUACCAUCUGCUCAUCCUGAAUUUGACCGAUUCAUUGAGACUGACAAAAGCCCCCUAGAGAAAGCACAGCGACUUGCUACUUUGUUGGGUCUUCCGCAGCCUCCUACCCGUGCCUCCUUGCUGAAGGACAUUGUGAGAGUUAAUGUGGUUGGUCUAGCUGCUCCCCAACUUCAAGAUCUGUACAGCUGGUUGGAGGUAGAAUUCGACCCACUUAAUCUCUGUUCUCGCGUUCAAAGUGUUGUAGAGAGUCUGCAGGCUGAGGAAAAUUCUCAGCUAGUACAGUAUACUCCAGCUCUCCAAGAUGUCACUCUUGUGCGCUUGAUCCGUCAAGUGUCUCAGGUAUACCAGACUGUAAAGAUUGCUCGUCUCCUGGAGUUGGCUCGCUUCACUGACACUAUGCACUUGGAACGCCUCCUUGUUGACUGUGUUCGUCACAAUGAUAUGCAAAUCCGAAUUGACCAUGGAGCUGAGUGUAUUCACUUCGGUAUGGACUUGGCUGAAAGUCAGAGAGAGGAUCACCCUGAAGGUCCAACCCUUCAGAGUAUGCCCAGUGAGCAAGUCCGUAACCAGUUGAUAAAUAUGGCUUGUGUGCUCUCACGAUCCAUCAACUGUAUUAACCCCGCCAAAAAGAAGGUGGAACGUGAAGUCCUGCGCCACAAGAUGGUUGAGCGUUACCAUGCAACUAAGGUGGAGGAACAUGCUCAGAUCUUGAAACGCCACAAGAUUAUUGAAGACCGCAAGGAGUACCUUGAACGAAUUAACAUUCUUAGAGAAGAGGAAGCUGCUCGAAGACAAGAUGAGCUUGCCCGCAUGCAAAUGGCCCAGGAACAGAAGAGGCUAGCUAUGGAGCUGGAAGAGCGGGAAAGGAAACGCCAAGAGAAUGAAAUUCAGCAAAUCAAAGAUCGCCACCUUAAAGAGAAAAUGCAGCAAAUUUCUCAGACAGCUCAUGGACAGAAAAUUCUCAAGAAACUUGAUGAGGAUGCUCUUCAAAAUAUGGAUGCUGAACAAAUCACAGCUCGUGAAAUGGAAGAAUUGCAAAAGGAACGUAGGGAUAUGAUGCAAAAGUUGAAAUCCCAAGAAAAGAAAAUGGAUUACUUCAUUCGUGCCACUCGUAUUGAGGAAAUACCUUUACUCAACAAAUCAUUUGAGGAAAACCAGAUCAAGGAUCGCGCGUUCUGGGAGCAACAAGAGAAAGAACGCAUAGCAAAACUGGUGGAAGAGCGUGAACUCGCUGUGCAGAACCGCGAACGUCUCGCCCGGAUGUACGACGACAAGGAAGAGUUCCUGUCUCAACUGAUGAACGAGAGGAACUCUACCUAUGAGGAUAAAAUGGCUGCUUACAAUGUACUUCUCGAGGCCAAGCGUGCCGAGAGGUUGGCCGAUAGGAAAGCUAAGCGCAAGACUGAGCGCCGGGAGAAGUACCACCGCCAAAAGCGCGAAGAACAGGAGCGCAAGGAGCAGGAGGAAAGGGAAGAGAAGGAGAGGAAAGAGCGAGAGGAGCGGGAGGAGAAGGAGAGGAAGGAGCGCGAGGAACGGGAGGAGCGGGAGAGGAAGGAGCGGGAAGAGAGGGAAGAGGAGAACAAGAAGCGCCAGGAAGCCCUCGACCGCCAGGCCAAGAUCCAGCAAGAGCGUAUGGAGGAGAUCGAGAGGCGAUCAAGAGAGGCCGAGAAGGCUGCACCAUCGGCCACACCGGCUGCAUCGACUUGGCGUCGUGGAGGCGACAGAGACGGGGAUGACCGCAGACCAGAUGACAGGCGAGGCGACGACACUUGGCGCCGGGGAGACUCUGCCAAGGAGGGUGGCGCUGGAGGCGGUGCUGGAGGAGCCUGGAGACCGACCCGACUCAGGGAGGGUGGUGACUGGAGGACAAAGGAGGCCGCCGAGCGCGAAGCAGGAGCUCGCGACGCAGCGCCUCGCGAGGGUGGCGACCGUGAUCGCGAGGGAGGCGAGCGCGUCGAGCGCGGCGGCCGAGGCGGCUUCGACCGUGAUGGACCCCGCGGCUUCGACCGUGACCGCGAGGGUGGCCGUGGAGGUUUCGACCGCGACCGUGAUAGUGGUCGGGGAGGUUUCGACCGCGACCGUGAUGGUGGACGAGGUUUCGACCGCGAUCGCGAGGGUGGCCGUGGAGGCUAUGACCGUGAUGGUGGCCGCGGCUUCGACCGUGGAGGUGACCGCUUCGGCCGCGACCGGCCCGCUGCUGAUAUGGGCAGCUGGAGGCGCGGGCCCGCCCCCGGUGGCGAGGACGACGAUGACCGCCGUGGAGGACCUAGGAGGGACAUGAGGAGGGACGACCGCCGCGACGACCGGAGGGAUGACAGGCCCAGGGAGGCCGGCGCGUGGCGGAAGGAGGCCGCCGCUCCCGCUCCCGCCGAUGCCCCCAGCAAAGAGGAGUGAAGACUGGGAGCAAGGACAAAGAAGAAAAUCUCAGAUUGACUCUGAGAAUCAGCAUGGAUAUUGAAAUGAAAUUUACCAUCAGGGAUGCCGUACAUCACUGGUCGAUAUUGGAAUUGCAUGCUGUUUUUUGAGAAAAAUCUCUGGCUUCCUUGCUAUUGCUUUUUGUUGGUUUUCUGACUGAAGUUCUAGUUUUGAGAAUUGUGGUUGCCCUGUAUUGAUUUUCCUGUUGCAAUCAAUUGCUGUAUCAGAAGUGUGGAACCAAUUGAUUUCGGUUGCCCUAUUUUACCCAUGGUAAGCACUGCAUUGUGUACUCAUUCCAUUGGCAUGCACAUUUCCAUUCACUGAAAAAAUUAUACAUUGUAUUGCGAGCCUGUAAGGACUAACUGAGCAAUUUAUACCUCUGAUGCCCCAAUUGUACUGAUUGUUAAGUUGAUUCCUCUCCAUUUGAAAGCAUUUCUGCAUUUCAUCAACUCUGUCUAUCAAAACCUACUGUAUAGGACAUUUCACCAAUCCGUCACUUUCCUUAUUGCAUAAACAACUUGUCUGUGAGAGUAUCUUUAUCUUGUCUUAAGUAUGUAAUUUGCAACCUUAUCUUGUGACCUUAUUGGCAAUGUAUUUGUUAUGAUUCAUUACUUUAUGCUUCUAUUUCCUGUUGUAUUGUUCAUACAUUUCAGCCUCUUACAUUUAUUCUUUUGGACAGGAUGUAACCAAACACUACAAAGCACUAACUGCAAAGAUAUUUUUAAUAUGGGAUUUUUUUCUGAGAUAAUGUUUGGUGGUAAUUGAAGUGGAUUUAUAUAGUUGUAAUGAAGACCUUGCGCCUCUUGGAUUUGUAUUAAAUAAAUAAGUAGAGGUCUUGUAAACAAGA
Messenger RNA from Frankliniella occidentalis (western flower thrips), 4382 nucleotides. It is a transcript of the gene eIF3a, whose product is annotated as eukaryotic translation initiation factor 3 subunit A. NCBI's taxonomy places the organism in Eukaryota, Metazoa, Arthropoda, Insecta, Thysanoptera, Thripidae. The coding region runs from base 125 to 3514 and encodes 1129 amino acids. Gene Ontology annotation, cellular component: eukaryotic translation initiation factor 3 complex, eIF3m; eukaryotic translation initiation factor 3 complex, eIF3e; multi-eIF complex. The transcript is spliced from 11 exons. The record is from RefSeq and is a predicted model, not a curated record. Gene Ontology annotation, molecular function: translation initiation factor activity; mRNA binding. Gene Ontology annotation, biological process: translation reinitiation; formation of cytoplasmic translation initiation complex.